AUGGAGCUCAAGGGGAAGGUAGCCCUCAUCACCGGCGCCGCGGCCGGCAUUGGCCUCGCUUACAGUCAGGAGCUGCUCAAACAAGGAGCAAAGGUUGCGAUUUGUGAUAUCGACUCUGAAAUUGGCGAGCAAGUGGUCGAUGAUCUAGGCUCCAAGUAUGGACGGAAGAACGUACUGUUUUGCCGCUGUGACGUCACCGACUAUCCCCAAUACGAGGAGGCGUUCGAGAUGACAAUGGAAGUAUUUAAUCGCUUGGAUAUAGUGAUCAACAACGCAGGAGUAAUGAACGACCGAUUCUGGGAAUUGGAGGUUGACGUUAAUUUAAACGGCGUGAUACGUGGUACUCUGCUGGCUUAUCGCUUCAUGAGUAAGGACCGCGGCGGCCAGGGCGGCACCAUCGUGAACACGGCGUCCACUGCAUUCACCAGACCUCAGGUCUCCACGCCCAUCUACACGGCCACUAACUACGCCAUCGUGGGGUUGACCAGGGCUUAUGGAGAUCAAUACCACGUGAAUCUGACUGGUGUGCGGAGUAUGGUGAUUUGCCCCGGCCUAACCGACACUGGUCUCGUCAAGGAGAUCCGUAAGCAGCUCAUGUCGUCAGAGUACGAGGCCGCUUGGCAGAGGGAUAAUGCUAGCUGCAAAAUACAGAGCUCUGAGCACGUCGGCCGCGCGUUAGUGGAAAUCUUGGCAAAGGGUCAGAGUGGCUCUGUAUGGAUCGUGGACAAUGGCACACCAGCGCGGGAGUGGCGUGGUUAA
This is a messenger RNA of Spodoptera littoralis (African cotton leafworm), 759 nucleotides long. NCBI's taxonomy places the organism in Eukaryota, Metazoa, Arthropoda, Insecta, Lepidoptera, Noctuidae. The record is from the annotation of a GenBank genome assembly.